This is a messenger RNA of Schistosoma rodhaini, 3008 nucleotides long. The record is from the annotation of a GenBank genome assembly. Lineage: Eukaryota; Metazoa; Platyhelminthes; Trematoda; Strigeidida; Schistosomatidae.
UCAACCAUUUGAACCAUUUGAACCAUUUGAACCCGCUGCUUCCGAUUGGAUUCGUUACGCACAUGCUUAUUAGAUUUUCGAUCCUUGUAUUAGUUUGACGGCUUCUUACUGAUUAUCUUAGAUAAUAUAGAUUGGUCUGAAAAAGCUUCAUUUUAAAACGUAAAAGUACAUUUUGGUGUGAAAACGAAAAAAAAAUGGUUGAAAGAUGGAAUGCGAAUUCUCCUGAUAUUCCUAUUGUUUUCGAAAUAAAUGAAACAGCAAAUUGGAUUAGAAAAAAUAAAUUUACUAAGGUUGGAUUACAAUUUCCAGAUGAACUUUUGGGUAUAUCAGUUGUUAUAUGUAGGCAAUUGAAUUCUAUCGUUACUGAUUGUCUAUGUGUUAUUCUCGGAGAUAGUUCGUUUGCAAGUUGUUGUGUUGAUGAAAUAGCUGGUGAACAUAUGAAAAUCAAUGCACUUAUACAUUAUGGUCGAGCAUGUCUAUCUGAAACAACUGGACGUUUACCUGUUUAUUAUGUAUUUGGCAAAUAUUCACCUUGUCAACUUCAUAAUGAAAUUCAAUCAUUUAAACAAAUUUCACAUCAAUUAAUACAGACUAUUUUAUCCUAUUCAGAAACGACUACUCCUACUACACCGCCAAUCCUUCUUAUUAUGUAUGAUUUCCGUUUCAAAGAUAUUGCUCAAUAUAUUUAUAAAGAAUUAGUGUCCAUGAGUACUACCACUACUACUGCUACUACUACUGCUACUACUACUACUACUACUGCUACUAGUAAUAGUAGUAGUUCACAUAGUCCUAACUUAUUACCAAAAUUAAUAUGGUCUGAACCAUAUAUUAAUACAUUAGAUCACUCAGUAAUAGAAUCCUCAGACAAUAUGAAUAAUUCAUGGAUUCGUUGUGGACGAUUUCUGAUUCCUUAUCAAUUUGAUUUGGAUACUUUAAAUAAUAAUAAUAAACAUAGUUGGAUGAUGUUAUAUAUUGGACAUACUAAAGAAAAUGAUAAUGAUCUGUUAUCAGUUUAUCGUAUUCUACUUUGUUUACCUGAAAUUGAUCCAUUGAAAACCAUUUUAUUUGAUCCAAUUAGUUGUGAUUUAGAUUUAUCUGGUUUACAAUUGAAUAGAUUAUUAAAAAGAAGAUCAUAUUUAAUUGAAAAAGCUAAAGGUGCACAAUAUAUUGGAAUACUUAUUUGCACAUUAUCGAUUAAACAUUAUCAACAUAUUAUUGAUCGUUUAAAAUCAUUAUUACACUAUGCAAAACGUUCAUGUAUCACAUUAAUUGUUGGUCGAUUAAAUCCAGAAAAAUUAGCUAAUUUACCUGAAUUACAAUUAUUAAUUAUAAUAGCAUGUUCUGAGACAAGUUUAUUAGAUUCAAAUGAUUUUCAUAUACCAGUUAUAACGCCAUUUGAAAUGGAAUGUGCUAUACGUUCAUGUUAUAUGAAUGAACAUUUAUUAUUAUAUGAUGAACGUACAUGGACAGCAGAAAAAUUUUGGGUAGAUUUUCAUGAUUUAUUACCAGGUAAGUUGAAUAUUGAUUGUUUGUUUGUUUUGUUUAUUCCACAAGUUAUUUGUGUACUUAAAUUGGUCCUGGUACGACCGAGAGUUGGGGGGGGGGAGUCCGCCUUCCCUCUCGAAAUGCUCUCACGUGGCCACGCGUAUAUAACCUCUGUCAAGGAAGUCCUACUCACUGCUUUCUCGUGGCGAGGGUGUUGUUUACGAAAUUGAGAAGACGAUAAGCGAGAGUGCGGAGCUUCAACUAGGUUAAUGGACACUACGAGUCCACCUACGGGAGUUGGAAAACUCCCAUUCCAAACGAAUGGUGCACGUGGGCUCCAGUAUCCUGAAGGAACAAAUAGCGAAUGAAUCUGCCGUUGGUCACCGACUUCCAUGGGACUGCAUCUCCUCACGAUGCUCCAUUGCCUUGUGGAUCAGACUUUCAGGUCAAAGGCCCCAGGUGUGGCCCCUUAAGAAAACCACCUGCUUCAGUUUGGGCACGCGGGCAGUAUCACAGCUGUCACACAAAUCGAAUGAAAUUUGUGCGGCGCAUAUGUAUUGGGUUCCCCUUUAUACCAAUAUUUAUGUGAUCAAAUAAAUAAAUAAAUAAGUGUAUGUUUAGGAUACUACACUUUGUGUUAAUGUUAAGGUUUUACCUAUUUGGGACUUGUCUGAACAAUAUCCUACAUUGUUAAAUUUGAUGUUGAUCAUGUGCAGUAGAACUGUGAUAUUAUCAUUGGAAUAGUUCAGUGGUUAAUGUGUUAAGCAACGAAGCUUCCUGACAUAGGUUCGAAUCCUACUGAGAGCGUCAAUCCCUUCAAAACUACAGAUACGCCUUGUUGAAGAUUGGUAAUUAGCACUAAACCUAAAGUAAACAGGGUUUCCUACUGACUACUUUUAUCCUCCUAACAUCUAAGCAUAAUACAUGUGAUGUCGAGUCACUUUGACUAGUGGUCACGUUUAAACUUAAAUAUUUAAGAUUUAGUCAGUACUAAAAGAUUUAACAAACAUAACAUUAAUCACUUCUCAUUGAUCAAUUCAUUGUAAGUUAUUCAGUGUACACUUUUUAAUUUUCUUCAGGUGGUCGAGCUUAUAUACCUCUAGAGAAUGUUAUUCCACAAGUAACUGAAUCAUUCGCUAUUGUUUCAUUAAUUAAUGGACAUAGCCAUUUAAUUCCAGAAAAUAAGCCUCAUACUGAUUCAAAUCAUGACAAAGAUAAUUCUCAAUCAUUAAUAGUUCGAUCAUCAGGUGAAUUAAUUGAUUUCAGUCAAUGGAAUUUAAACUCUCGUCGAACAUGGUAUGGUUUAGAUCCGAAAAUUGGUCAAACACCUAUAGCACAAAUAAAAGAUGGUCGUACUGGUUUACCAAUACAGUAUAUAGAUGAAAAGAACGUUCAAUCAUCCGAUUAAUUAUCAUUAUAUACUUCGAUCCACUGACCCGUUGACAGUUUGGCUUUGUACAUAAAAUUCUGAUAUUGGAAUGUUUGUCAUGUUGAGAUGAUUUACUAGAAUAUUUAUUUUGUUU